AGAAGCUGUGAAAGAGGAAGUAUGAGCACUACUUAGGGGCUAAACCAGACCACUCUAUGUUAAAUGCCAUCAUCAACACUGAGGAGAACUUCAGCAGAAACCUUUCCAGAACAGCAUCAUGAUCGUCUCCGUGCUUUUGCUAGUCACGCUGCUACCAUAUCCAACCCUUCCAUCAUCUGUGAAUGUGGGUAUAGUGAACGGCACAGAAGCCAUACGUCAUUCAAGACCCUACAUGGUUUCUAUACAAAAAAAUAACAAACACAUAUGCGGUGGCUUCCUUGUGUCUGAACAGUUUGUCAUGACGGCUGCACACUGCUAUAAAGCAGGAGAGAUACUGACAGUAGUGGUUGGAGCUCAUGAUCUCAAAAAUGGUUCUCGCAUGGCUGUCAAGUUCUACCACAUCCACCCAGGGUAUGAGUCUAAAAGUCUACUAAAUGACAUCAUGCUACUUCAGCUACAUGUAAAGGUCAAAGAGAGCAAAAAAGUCAACUGGAUCUCCAUACCAAAGAAAGAUAAGGACAUCAAAGCCAAUACCAAAUGCAGUGUUGCAGGAUGGGGAAGAAAAACCACCGAUGGUACAGCGAGUGCUAAACUUAUGGAGGUGGAUGUCACAAUCAUUGAUAAAAAAGCAUGUCAGAAGUACUGGGGGAAAACAUACUCCACCUCAAGGAUGGUGUGUGCAGGUGGUCGUGGAGGAUUCUGUCAGGGUGAUUCUGGAGGACCUUUGGUGUGCAACAAAGUUGCAGUUGGUGUCGUUUCAUUCACUCAGAAAAACAACUGUGACUUCCCUACACUACCCAAUGUCUACACCAGGAUUUCCAAAUAUGUGCCUUGGAUAAAUUGUGUUUUUGGAGCUGUGAAGCAAGAGCUUGAUUAAUAAAUAUUUUAUUUUCUAACGACA
Megalobrama amblycephala (Wuchang bream) is the source of this 901-nucleotide messenger RNA. Its product is annotated as granzyme-like protein 1. The record is from RefSeq and is a predicted model, not a curated record. Gene Ontology annotation, molecular function: serine-type endopeptidase activity. The transcript is spliced from 5 exons. Gene Ontology annotation, biological process: proteolysis. The coding region runs from base 119 to 877 and encodes 252 amino acids. NCBI's taxonomy places the organism in Eukaryota, Metazoa, Chordata, Actinopteri, Cypriniformes, Xenocyprididae.